Neurospora crassa OR74A is the source of this 1306-nucleotide messenger RNA. RefSeq names its product FAS1 domain-containing protein. Bases 252 to 938 code for a protein of 228 amino acids. NCBI's taxonomy places the organism in Eukaryota, Fungi, Ascomycota, Sordariomycetes, Sordariales, Sordariaceae. The transcript has 4 exons. The record is from RefSeq and is a predicted model, not a curated record.
AUGUGAAGUACACAAUGGCAGCGCCGCAAUCACUUACUAAUGAUUGACUGCUUCCCCGCCCCAGUUCGCACGUACGUCAUCGUCGACAUCCUAUCCAAUGGCUUGCUCGCUACUAUUCGUUUCGCUUUCUGCCACAACGCGGGAUGCGAUACGUACGCCUAGUGUACAUCUCUGUGCAGGUGAUCGAACACCGUCGGAUCGUACCAUAGAGAAGAGACCUCAGCACUCAAGUUUUGAUUAGUGUGAUAGCUAUGCGGUUCACUCCUUACCUCGUCCUUGCGCCAACUGCAGCAGUCGCCUUCGCUCAACUCUUUGAUCCUCUGCAUCGAACCGCUUCUGAUAUCCAGCAACAAUCACAGUCGCAGUCGGUCAACCACGCGCAAAUACCACUCGCAAAGCCUGCCGUAGGACUCGGCCCAGCCAUGCCGCCUUCCGGAGCGCCCCAAGCAGAUGGCCCCGCGAACGCAGGGGGUGGCAGCUCUGUCAUGCUUUCGGAUGUCAUGGGUCGAGAUAAGAGCAUAAAUCUUUUUGCAGGAUUCCUUAGGAGCAUCGAGUCUCCAUCGCAGCGUUUAGACGAUCCGGCCAGGAAUACGACUGUCCUCGCGCCCCUCAACUCGGCGAUAGAAAACCUUCCACGGAAGCCAUGGGAAGACCCAAGAGACUACAGCGCUUUGGGCGCAAAUGCAUAUGAAGGCGAGGAUGGACAGGGGAGAGCGCAGCGCAACCUGCGCAGGUUCGUCGAGGCUCAUUUGAUUCCAACCAGCCCAUGGCCGGCGGGGGAGAAGAUCAAGCCGGUGGGCGGUGAUACGGAGGUCUGGUGGGAGGAGAAAGACGGUGUGAAACGUAUCCAACCUGGAGACAUCGAGGUUCUUAAUGUAGGUAGCAGUGUCGUCAAUGGCGAAGUGUGGAUCUUGAAAGGCGUUCGGAAUGCCUCCUGAAAAGAGUUGACGACGGAGGUUAGGACGAGGGAAGCUUUCGGGUCUGAAUCAGGGCAUGGUACUGAACCGUGGAAUACCAUCAACGGGUGGGAAGUCUGAUGAUGAGAUUGACUCGGUCACAUAGCAAGCAAUGAAUAUCUUGGUUUUCAGUGAUAAUAUGGACAACAACUGAACAGGAGGACAUCAGGUCUUACGGUAAAGCUCGCGAUAACGAGUGGAUGCUUGUGGAUUUUAGUGUAAUCCGGCUGUCUGAGAACUGAUGCCUCUGCUGGUCACCCUAACGGUUAUGGUAGGCGGUAGCUGUUGGCAAGUCUUCGAAUAGGACCCACCGCAUAUGACAGGAAUGAUGACACCGCACGUUGACGGCG